CCGGAAGUGGUUUGGUCCGGCGCAUGCGCAGUGUGGGGGGCAGCGCUAGCGGUGCGGAGGAUCAGAAGCGCGAGGAGUUUCUUCAGCUUUAUUUAUUAAACCUGUUCGUUAUUGUGUUUAUGAAUCUGCACAAUGGCGGGAAUCAAAGCUCUGAUCAGCCUGUCGUUUGGAGGAGCGAUCGGUCUGAUGUUCCUCAUGUUGGGCUGUGCUCUGCCCGUCUAUAAUGCGUACUGGCCUCUGUUCCUGCUCUUCUUCUACAUCCUGUCACCCAUCCCGUACUGCAUCUCUCGGCGCGUGGUGGACGACACAGACUCGGCCAGUAACGCCUGCAAAGAGCUGGCCAUAUUCCUGACCACGGGGAUCGUGGUGUCGGCUUUCGGGCUGCCCAUCAUAUUCGCCCGUGCUGAUGUGAUCGCGUGGGGAGCCUGCGCCCUGGUUCUGACGGGAAACAUCGUGAUCUUCGCCACCAUCCUGGGCUUUUUCCUGGUGUUCGGCUCGAACGACGACUUCAGUUGGCAGCAGUGGUAAAGCGCGGCGCCGCGUCUGGACUCUUUUCCCUCGAUGCAGCGCCGCUAUGAUACUGUUACCGCAGUUCGUUUUACUCUGACAUUAUUGUUUUUAUUUAUAUUGCCGCCCAUUGAUAGAUGCAGGAAACCAGUGCAAUAAUUUUGUUAAGUUUAGAUGGGUCUGACCUCAGAUAGACGUUCUUUUGUGUCCUUUCAUUUCGCGCUCUAUGAAUUCAGGUGGUCGAACAGAAACACUGGUGACGUCAGAUUGUUUUUCUGCUGCUUGAUGUUUUUCUGAAAUCGGAAGCUUUUCACAGUUAGUCUUCACUGAUGUCUUUCUGUUACCGGCUUUUUGUUUCUCUUUUUUAUUCAGUUUAUUUAUUUGUUCUCGUUUUCUGUCGCAGCCGAUUAUCGUAUUAAAGUGGCAUCGUAGACUGAAGCUCAUUUUGUUGAUUUGAAUGAUUUUGUUGUUUUGUUUUUAUUGCGUAGCGAUGCGUUCGGCAUCUUGAGAAACCCAGACAUUUCCCACCAACUUUCUUUUAACCACAUAUGGAGAAAAACGCAGCGUAACCGUUUAUCAGCUAACUAUCAACAUGCAAAUGAAACGCAGAUCAUGUUUGUUUUAGAUGUAGACUCGCUCAUAUUCAUCGUUUAAGAUGUACAUUCAGAAAUAAAGACGAGAUUGUGAGAUUCUAUAAAUCUUUGCAAAACUAAUGGAGAAUCGGUGGGUCUGGGCUCACAGACGCUCAGCGUGUGACCAGAAAUUAAAGUCAACAUGAAAUCACAACGAACUCAACUGACAUUUCUGAUUUUAUUUUCAGUGAUUCACCAGUGCACAUUAUUCAGAAAAUAAAGAAGUAAUGUUGUACUUAUAAUUACUUAUGUACUUUUUUCACCCAUUCAAUCAAUCAAUUCCUGAUGGAUAAAAUCAAGUUUUAUCCUACACUUGUUUCAUGAUGAGGAUUCUGUUACACGUCGCUAUGGAAGCCUGUUUGCGUCACAGAACUUAAAACUAAAAAAAUAAUUGCGACUUUUAUCUAACAGUUGAUACUUUUCCUGUGAGAAAUGAACUCAGUCAGAAUUCUUUUUACACCUCACAAUUCUGUUUUUGUUUUUGCCACAGAAUUAAAAAAAAUGAAAAAGGUAAUUGCAAUUUUUUUAUUCUCACAAUCAAGACAUUUGUCUCGCAUUUGUGAGAUAUAAA
This is a messenger RNA of Labeo rohita (rohu), 1710 nucleotides long. It is a transcript of the gene leprotl1, whose product is annotated as leptin receptor overlapping transcript like 1. The record is from RefSeq and is a predicted model, not a curated record. Bases 133 to 528 code for a protein of 131 amino acids. Gene Ontology annotation, biological process: negative regulation of growth hormone receptor signaling pathway; late endosome to vacuole transport via multivesicular body sorting pathway. Lineage: Eukaryota; Metazoa; Chordata; Actinopteri; Cypriniformes; Cyprinidae. Gene Ontology annotation, cellular component: endosome. The transcript has 4 exons.